CUCUCUCUCUGGCGCAAAGGAGGAGAAUGCCCAAGAGGAAAAGAGAGGAGAUGGGCGAGUACGAGCUCAUCCGGCAGGCGAGGAUCGAAGAGAAUCGCAAGCGAAUGCAGGAGCUGGGCCUGGGCGCCCUCAAAGAAUCCAUGUCCGCGGACAUUGCCACCAAGAAAAGGAGGCCGCCGCCCACGCCCGCCGUCGUCCGACCCUCUGGACCCUCCAGGCGAUCGGCAAGGCUCCAGUCGUGUCCGGCUCCUUGCUAUCGCGAUGUGCAAGAACGAAGCUCCUCUCCAUCCGAGCGCCGCUCUCGUCGUAGUGGGCGCCUUGCAGGAACCGGCGGCCCCAUCCCGGAGGUGUACACCCAAGAACACGAGAAGCUCCUGGGCUGCGCCAAGGAGGAGUGGCAGCUCUUCGUGGAUGGCUACAAUGGAGGGGAGCGAAUCUACGACGCCUUCUCCGGCAAAACAUGCCACCAAUGCAGGCAAAAGACUGUCGGUCUUCGCACCUUUUGCUACGAGUGUGAGUCGCUGCACGGCCAGUUUUGCGGCGACUGCCUGUUCAUGAGAUAUGGAGAGAACGUCAAGGAAGCUCUUGCGGACAAGAGUUGGAAGUGCCCGGUGUGUAGAGGCAUCUGCAACUGUAGCAUCUGCCGGACCAGGAAAGGCUGGGCUCCCACUGGGAAUCUCUACAGGACGGCUUUGCGGAUGGGCUACAAGUCUGUAGCACAUUUUCUCAUUCUCACGCGGCGUGGUGGCGAGGAAGGGAAGGAAAUUGAGCUUGCUGGUGAUGUCGUGAAGGACGGAGAGCUCGAGAGUGAGGACGAAGACGUGAUCAAGGAUGAGAGCAAGAGCAUCAAGAAGACAACCCAGGGGAAGAAGAAGAAUCAGAAGGCCAGGGCUCGAGCAAAGAAGAAAGUGGCUGCUAAGGACACGGUAUCUUCCGAGGACGAGGCUCCUGUGAAGCGGGAGCUUAGAUACGGUGGCGAUGAGGACCGGGUGAUUCUGGUGAUAUCGGACUCGGAAGAAGAUGGCGAGGAAUGCAACAGGCAGCAGCCAGUGGUGGCGGUGAAACAAGAGCGGCAAACGCAGCAUAUCGCCGCAAGGCUCCGCUCUCGAAGAGUUCAGCCCUCCAGAGUGUGCUGAUCAAAGUUAUCUUCUUUACGUUAUCAUGUAUAGCGAUUCUUAACUAUAUUGUCACAUCGGAUGCCGGAUAGUUCAUGCGGUGAUGUGGUCAUGACAGGUUUAA
Molecule: messenger RNA, 1239 nt
Organism: Selaginella moellendorffii
Lineage: Eukaryota; Viridiplantae; Streptophyta; Lycopodiopsida; Selaginellales; Selaginellaceae
Product: cell division cycle-associated 7-like protein
Exons: 5
Coding region: 27-1136 (369 amino acids)
Biological process (GO): regulation of DNA-templated transcription
Cellular component (GO): nucleus
Source: RefSeq, a predicted model, not a curated record